GACGUUUCAGUGCUUUGGAAAGGGAAGUGUGCCAGGCGCUCUCACGACAUGUGAGCUGUCAUGCUGGUGACCGCUGCACGGUGUGUGCUUUGCUGUAGCCGGCGGUUCUCCGCAAACUUCUGGUGGAAGCGGGGACAUGCUCUGUGGAGCGUGUCCGUGUUGGGUCGCAGGGCCAGCAGCGCCAGCAGCAACCACACGGCCUCCGUCAGCGAUACUCGCCGCAUGCCUACCGUGGAAACGGUGACAGACAGCGAGCACUGGGCUAAUUAUCUCAGGAUACUGGAAACCUGGUGGAGGGAAGCUGGUCCCACGUCCAAGGUGCCCACCUCAGCUGAGGCAAAGGACUCCAAUGGGGAAGGGCAGAGGCAUCACACGGGGGAAAGACCUGAUAAGAGACAUGCACGGGGGCUGCACAGGGUAAUCCCCCUAGUCCAGGAGUUGAGAGUCAAGGAGAAUGAGCUGGAAGAGCUACAGCAACUUCUGGGAGAAGAGAAUGAAGAUUUAAAGGCUCUUGCAAAUACAGAAAUCGAAUCAUGCCAGGAUGCAAUAAACCAACUAAAACAUCAGAUUGCAUACAUAUUAAUAGAAAGGGGAGAGGAUGAUGACAAUGAUCUUAUAAUGGAAGUAACAGCUGGUGUAGGGGGACAGGAGGCCAUGCUUUUUACUGCAGAGAUGUUUGAUAUGUAUCAACGCUAUGCAAGUUAUAAAAGCUGGAGCUUUGAUAUCCUGGAGUAUUGUCCUAGUGAGAUUGGUGGCCUACGACAUGCAGCAGCAAGCAUAGGAGGUCUCUAUGCCUACAAGCAUUUGAAGUUUGAAGGAGGGGUUCACAGAGUCCAGAGAGUACCAAAAACUGAGAAACAAGGGCGAAUUCAUACAAGCACAAUGACUAUUGCUAUAUUACCACAACCAAGUGAGAUCAAUUUAGUGAUCCAUCCCAAAGAUUUACGGAUUGAAACCAAAAGAGCUAGUGGUGCUGGGGGACAGCAUGUAAAUACUACUGAUAGCGCUGUACGGAUUGUACACAUACCAACAGGCGUGGUAUCGGAGUGUCAGCAGGAGAGAUCUCAGCUGAAAAACAAAGAGAAGGCAAUGCAGGUUCUUCGUGCAAAACUAUACAGCAUGAAACUUGAAGAAGAAACUACAAAACGGUACAAUGCAAGAAAGGUCCAGAUUGGCACCAGGGGCAGAUCUGAAAAAAUUAGAACCUAUAACUUCCCUCAAGACCGUGUUACAGACCAUCGAAUUGGCAAAUCUUUGCAUGACAUAGAAGGGUUUCUCUUUGGUGAAGAACAUUUAGAUGAGAUGAUCCAAUCUCUCAGCGAGUUUUCAGAUUAUGAAUCUCUUCUGGAAAUUAUUUCAGAACCUUCUACAGAACUUAUGUGAAUAAAUGCAUGGACUAUAUUAUUAAAUUACCACUUCUUUGUAA
This is a messenger RNA of Pelobates fuscus (common spadefoot toad), 1426 nucleotides long. RefSeq names its product mitochondrial translation release factor 1 like (gene MTRF1L). Gene Ontology annotation, biological process: translational termination. The record is from RefSeq and is a predicted model, not a curated record. Gene Ontology annotation, molecular function: translation release factor activity. Bases 61 to 1383 code for a protein of 440 amino acids. The transcript has 7 exons. Lineage: Eukaryota; Metazoa; Chordata; Amphibia; Anura; Pelobatidae.